Messenger RNA from Geodia barretti, 588 nucleotides. NCBI's taxonomy places the organism in Eukaryota, Metazoa, Porifera, Demospongiae, Tetractinellida, Geodiidae. The record is from the annotation of a GenBank genome assembly.
CCAUGUUGCUUGAGAAUCGGUCUGGGAACUUUGGUCUUCAAUUUCGGAACAAUCGAUUUUGGCACAUACCAAGUGACGAUGAAGGAGCCAGGACGAACUUCGGCAAUCAUCAUGGCACACUCUCUCAGGUUGUAGUGAGAGGCAUACUCUUGUCGAAACUGCUCCACAUCUUCCAGUGUCACAUUCUCCUUCCACUCAAACUCGCGAUUAUGAUGUGGAGCAGACGUUCGCGUGGGUCUGUAUACCGUGCGUGUAUGUAUGGCUUCUACUUCGUGAAGUCGUAAAAUCCGCCGAACGUGGACGGCCUUACGUUCCCAAGUAAAACGGAUUUGCGCCAGAAACAAGGCCAAAGGAUGUACCAUGCCCAGGGACCUGGAGUUAUUCUACUUCGCAUUUUUUCUUAUGCGUGGCAGAGCAAAAAAGAUCUUGGUUAUUAUGAUACGCAAUUCUUCAUCAGACCAGGAGUGACUCGAGGAGCUUCAGCAGCGCAGUGAGACACAUGAUGUGCAGCAGGCGGAUCGAGAGGCAGGAUGGGUGUGGGGCUGUUAUUAUAACCUUCGGCGCGCAUGCGCAGCAAGGGUUACCGCU